UUUUAUGCCUUUUCCUGUUUCUGAUUUUUGUACGCGUUGCACUUCUGUAUCGGGUCUCAUGGGUUGGUGGGGAAGUUGAGAAAUUUUUGAGAAAUUUGAUUGUUUUCUCUUUAAUGUUUACCCAUAGAAAUCAUGCGAAGCAAUCUAUCUGCAUAAGAUGGGAAAUUGGUUCGGUAUUAGAUUGAAAAAUGAAUUAAAUUUUGUUUUUCUUCCCCCACAAAGUUGGAGAGGCAAAAGCUUUGGGGCUAUCUUAUUUUUCCUAACUUUCUUUUUCAAGAAUUCGAAUUAUACAAGAAUUGCGAGAGAUCUUUCAUGGGUUUAUGCCAUACCUUCUUCUUCUUCUUUUUUUUCCCCCUGCAAGGUUGUGGAUCAUCGCGCUCAAACUAUUAUAUUUAAAUUGUUCUAGUGGUGGUGUAUGAACUGCUUAAUUGGAAUGUUUUUAGCUGAAGAUUCAAAUGGAGGACUUGGACCGUGACUUUUUAAGUGAUCUGCCUCAAAGUAUCAUAGAAACCAUACUGACAAAGCUGCCAAUUAGAGAUGCUGUAAGGACAAGCAUUUUAUCAAACAGGUGGAGGUAUAAAUGGGCCUCCAUGACUCAUCUUGUGUUUGAUGAUAGAAGUGCGACCCAGUUCAAUGACAGAAUGGUUGUUGAGGACAGAAUUGUGAAUUUUAUAACCAGAUUUUUGUUUCUUCAUGAUGGUCCAAUUCACAAGUUCUCUCUAUCUAGCUCGUUCUUGCAGAGCUCUCCUGAUAUUGAUCAGUGGCUCCUCUUUAUUUCUCGAAAGGAUGUCAAAGAGUUGAUUCUUGAAUUAGGAGAAGGUGAGUGGUUUAGGGCACCCUCUUGUGUUUUUUCUUGCAAGAAUCUGAUGCGGUUAGAGCUUGUUCGGUGUGAAUUGGACCCUCCACCAAACUUUAAAGGUUUCUUGUGCUUGAAAUACCUUAAUCUUCAGCAAGUUUUGAUUCCCCCAGAUGAUAUUGAGUGUCUCAUUUCAAGUUGCCCCCUCCUUGAGAGUCUGACAUUGUCAUACUUUGAUAGCUUAGAGCUGACUGUCCGUGCUCCAAACCUCAAAUACUUGAUUUUGGAAGGUGAAUUUAAGGAUUUAUGUCUUGCAAACACCCCACUUUUGAUUGCUAUAUCUGUUGCUAUGUACAUGACUGAUGACAUAGCGGAACACUUUGAACAAAGCUCGAGCUGCAAUUUUGACAAGUUUCUUGGUGGUGUACCCGAGCUUGAGAGGCUGAUUGGGCAUAUAUACUUCACAAAGUAUCUAAGUAUAGGCAAUGGCCAAAGACGCAGUCCAAUUACUUAUCACCAUUUAAAGUUCAUUGAGUUAUAUCAAGUUAGCUUUGACGAUGUAAAAGAAGUUCUGGUUGUGCUUCAGCUGAUCGUGAAUUCUCCGAACCUGAAAGCACUGCAAAUCUCUGGUUCCUCAAAUACAUCUGCUGCAACACAAGCUCCUGACUUGCAAUUUUGGGAUGAAAAGUUUUCUACUGAUUGCAUGCUUCGCCAGUUGAAAACUGUGAAGUUGACUGAUGUGUCUGGCGUGCCACACGAAAUGAAAUUUAUCAAAUUUCUACUUGAACAUUCACCUAGUCUUGAAGAAAUGAGCAUAACACCUAGUUUGUACGUGACAGAGGGCAGAUUGAAUAUGUUGAUAGAUUUAGUGUGCUUUAGACGGGCUUCUCCACAAGCAUCGAUCGUUUUUAUUCAUGAACCAGCAUGAGAUGUGCUGCAAUUUAUACAUCAAAAUCCAUUUUCCCAUUGGUCUUCUCAUGCGGCAUGAAGAUUCACAGAACACGAGGAAGGCUUCCAAGAUUCAAAUUUCCAACUCGAAUGUCACUGUCCUGUAUUUUCAUGGAAACUCACUGAGUUAGCUCCUCUAUGUUUUUUUUUUUUUUUCUUUCUGAAUACUGUAUAUUUUGUACAGAAUCUAUUCUUGCAGGUGAUUGAAAGAGAGAGGCUGAAGCCAUACUGAUUUCUCUGUAUAACACUGUUACUUCUACACUUUUACCAGAGUGAACCUCACUGGUUUUUCAAAAUGGCAUGUGAACCAUGCCUGUAAAA
This is a messenger RNA of Sesamum indicum (sesame), 2065 nucleotides long. RefSeq names its product F-box/RNI-like superfamily protein. The record is from RefSeq and is a predicted model, not a curated record. Lineage: Eukaryota; Viridiplantae; Streptophyta; Magnoliopsida; Lamiales; Pedaliaceae. Gene Ontology annotation, molecular function: protein binding.